UUAUUUGAAAAUAAUUUUGAUCCAGUUUUGAUUUUCCAGAUUAAUAUUUUAUCGAUUCGAUUUAUUAAUUGGUGGCGUUAAAAAAACAGCAACAACAACAAUGGAUGAAUAUACAACAUUUUCACCAUCAAUCAAUCAGAUAAAAAGAGAUCCAAUGAUUUAUGUUCGUGAUUUAACAACAAAAUCAUCAGUUACAUUAGAAGAAUUAUUAAAUGCACGUAAAACUGUACAGAAUUGUGCCGAUGAAACAAAUACACAAUUGAAAAAAAAUGUUUAUAAAAAUUAUCAACUAUUUAUUGAUACAUCACAAGAAAUAUCAUAUUUAAAAAGUGAAAUGUCACAAUUAAGUAGCUAUUUGAAUGAUGAAUAUAAAUUACUUGAAUCAUUAUUAUCGAUUUCAAUUGGUGGAUCAAAAACCGGCCUGACAUUAAGUGAAAAAAAAGAAGCACAAGAAAAAGUAAAAGAAGAACGUGAACGUAAAAUGUUACAAAUGUCACAAUCAACAAUGAAUGGUCCAUUACCAACAAAAGAAUUUCGUACAAUUAUCGAUAAUAUUGAAGGUGGUUCAGGUAUGUUAAAUAAUCGACAAAAUUCUUUGGUUUAUUGUGAUGGUGAAGUUAUUGAAUUGGAUGAAAAUUAUUCCGAAAUACAAAAUCUUUAUCUUGUUCUACUGAAUGAUGCAUUAAUUAUUUCAACUGUUAAUAUUGAUCGUACAAUGUCAAUUUCAAAUAAAACAUCAUUCAAUCAAAUACCAAUACGAAAAUAUAAAUUUCAAUCAAUUAUCGAUCUAGAAUUGAUUGCUGUUGUUAAUGUUAAAGAUAGACGUUAUAAUAAAUUUGAAAUGGCAUUCAAAAUUCUGAUGGGACCACCUGAUAAAGUAUUUCUUACAAAUUCACCUGCUAAAAAGAAAGCAUGGAUUGAUGCAUUUGAAGCAGCAAAAAAAUAUCUUCGUUUACAACGACAUGAUACACUUUAUAAUAUUUCAUCGCAAUCAUCAAAUAAUUGUUCAUCAAUAACGGAUACAAAUGUAAUUGGAGGAGGAAAUCAUUAUUCAAAUCUUAUGUUAAGUCCAACAACAACAACAACAACAAUGAAUCAAACAAAAUCAUCACCAUUAACAUUUACAACAACAACAUUUGAAGAAAAUAAUGAAUUAUUAGAAGAAAAUAAUCAAAUGAUGGAUUUUGAAUUACCAAUAUGGUUAGUUGAAUUACCUGAUGAUCUUGAUGUUUAUAUUGCACAACGUAAUUUUGAUGAAGCAGUUAAAUUGGUUACACGUGCACAUGAACAUUUUUAUAUUUAUCCAAAAUGGUGUGAUAAUCAAAUGCAUGUUGAUUUAAAACUGAAAAUUGAUAAUAAAAUAUCGGAAUUAGUUGAAGCAUUAAGUAGUGAAUUAAAUGUUGCUGCUGAUCGUUCAUUACAAACUGGACCACGUGCAUCACGUCGUGCUGUUGCAUUAUUGGUACAAUUAGGUAAAUCAUCAUUAGCAAUAAGAUUAUUUUUAGAUCAACGAAAACGUUUAUUGAAAUAUUAUUUUAAACAACAAAAAAUUACUGAUGGUGCUACAAUAUCAUUCAUGAAACGUAUGACAAAUUUAUUUUUUAGUCAUUUUGUUAAAACAACAAAAGAAUUUUUACGUGCCUUUGAAAUUGAUCAAUCAGAAUGUUUUAAUCAAGAUUAUAAUAAUGAUAAUAAUCAACCAUCAAAUAAUUCAUCAUUAAAUUGGCAAAAUAGUGAUGAAUUUAUUAUUGGUAAUAAUAUAAAAUGUACAAAUAAUAAUUCAUUAAGCGCAUCUUAUAGUCAUACAGCAUUAGCAUGUUUGAAUUCAUGGAUUUAUGAUGAAUUUCAACGUUAUUUGGCUUUAUUUCCACGACAUGUAUUCAUUAAUCAGGUGAAUACAUUAGCCGCAGUUGAAUGUAUUUCAUUAGCAAUGAAUCAAUGUACAAAACUUCGACAAACAAUCGGUAUUGAUUUAUUAUUUGUAUUGAAUAAAACAUUAAAAAAUGAUAUAAAGAAUUUAAUACAAGAAAUUCAUAAUAAAUUUAUGGAAGCAAUUAAAUUACGUGCCAAUGAAAAUCCAAUACAACCAUUAACAUUUGAAACAAAAAUUAAAUUGAAUAAAUUUUUGGCUGAAAUGAAUGAAUAUGAUUUGGAUGUACAGGAUUUUAUUAUCAAAAAUAAUAAUGAUCCGAAAAUUUCAUAUAAAAUUAUGUUAAGCUAUAAUACAUGUACGUUUGCAAAAUCAUAUCUAAAUACAUUAAAAGAAUUACUUAAAUUAAUGCAUGAUCCAUAUUCAACACGUGCUAUCAACAAAAUUCUUGUACAAUCAUUUCAAUGGCAAAUGAAUUAUUUACGUGAUUCACUUUAUGAAAAUCGUAAUAAUAAUAAUGAUAAUCGAUUUAUGGAAGAAUUUAUAAGAAAAAAUAUUAUAUUUAUAUUGGAUAAAUUAAUACCGAUUGUUAUAAAAAAAUAUUGUGAAACAUUACAAGUACAUUCAUUUAAUCAAAUACAAACAGCUAGUUUACAAUAUUCACAUUUAAAAGAAAAUGAUGAAGAAAAUAAUACAAGACAAACAUCAUUAACACCUGAUUAUAAUAAUGAUGAUGAUUAUAAUAAUGAUGGUUAUGAUAAUCGCCAAUCUGAUCGUCGUUAUUUAUCACCAACACCAACACCACGUUCAAGAAAAAGUCGUACAUCACCAACAACAGCCAAUAAUUAUCAAGAUAGUCAACGUGGAUCAUCAACAUCAUCACCUGCAUCAACAACCACAGCCACUUAUCUGUGAUUUUUACUUUUCAAGCGCAAAUAUAUAAAACAAAAUUACAAAACAAAAAAAUUACUAAAACUUUUUGAAUUUAUUUUUUAUUAAUAAUAAUUUUAAUAAUCGCUUAUAAUUGAUGAUAUUGGACAAUUGAUCCAUUCAAAGAAAAUUUUUUUUUACAAGAUUAAAUGUAUUAAAUGUCGCA
Molecule: messenger RNA, 2966 nt
Organism: Dermatophagoides pteronyssinus (European house dust mite)
Lineage: Eukaryota; Metazoa; Arthropoda; Arachnida; Sarcoptiformes; Pyroglyphidae
Gene: Exo84
Product: exocyst complex component Exo84
Biological process (GO): intracellular protein localization; exocytosis; Golgi to plasma membrane transport
Cellular component (GO): exocyst
Source: RefSeq, a predicted model, not a curated record